GAGGGGCCUGUCUGGCCGCCGCUCCUCCGCGGCGCUGAGCAACUGAGUGACUUGCUCCUGCACAGCACCCCUGGGAAGUCCAGAGCACCAGGUGAUGGCGACUUUGCAUCUGUCUGUCCUACCCCAGGCUGAGGUGACCUUUGAGGAUGUGGCUGUACUUCUCUCCCAGGAAGAAUGGGGCCAUCUGGGCCCUGCUCAAAGAGGCCUCUACAGGGACGUGAUGCUGGAGACCUAUGGCAACCUGGUCUCCUUGGGAGCUGGACCUGCAAGUCCAAAACCCGGGGUGAUCGCACAGUUGGAGCGAGGGGGUGAGCCGUGGGUCCUGGACACGCAGGGCUCCAAAGGGAGAAAGCAACUAAGGAUCAAUGACUCAGCUCAUGGGACCAGACCUGAGUACAAGGAGUUGACUUCAGGGGUGAUGCUUAAUGGGAGACAACUGGACCAACUCAGGGAAACUAUUCCCCAGGGACCUGAGCCUGGAGAAGCCCAUGAGCAUGUCAGGGAGUCAGAGGAGAGCCUGGACAAGUCAGGAGGGCAGAGUGGCCCCGGGCCAGUCAUGGUGAACAACAAGGAGCACAGUCAAGAGUCUGGGGGAAGACACAGGUUGGGGUUAAGCCCUAUCCUUGAUCAGAGACCUCACAAAUGUGAUAUAUGUGAACAAAGUUUCGAACAGAGAUCAUACCUCAAUAACCAUAAACGUGUACACAGGUCAAAGAAAACAAAUAUAGUGCAUGAUUCUGGGGGAAUCUUCAGUGCUAAUUUAGUUGUUGAAGAUCAGAAAAUUACUCUUGGAAAAAAGUUGCAUUAUUGUGGUUACUGUGGGAAAACCUUCAGGUAUAGUGCUAACCUUGUCAAGCACCAGAGACUUCACAGUGAAGAGAAGCCCUACAAGUGUGAUGAGUGUGGGAAAGCCUUCAGCCAGAGCUGUGAGUUCAUCAAUCACCGAAGGAUGCACUCAGGGGAGAUCCCGUACCGUUGUGAUGAGUGUGGGAAGACAUUCAAUCGAAGGCCCAAUCUCAUGAAGCAUCAGAGAAUUCACACUGGAGAGAAGCCCUACAAGUGUGGUGAGUGUGGAAAACACUUCAGUGCUUACUCUUCUCUUAUCUAUCACCAGAGAAUUCACACUGGAGAAAAACCCUAUAAGUGCAAUGAAUGUGGAAAAGCCUUCAGUGACAGCUCAAUCCUUAUCCGACACCGUCGGACUCACACUGGAGAGAAGCCAUUUGAGUGUAAAGAAUGUGGCAAAGGCUUUACCCAAAGUUCUAACCUUAUUCAGCAUCAAAGAAUUCACACUGGAGAGAAACCCUAUAAAUGUAAUGAAUGUGAAAAAGCCUUCAUCCAAAAAACCAAACUUGUUGAACAUCAGAGAAGCCACACUGGAGAAAAACCCUAUGAAUGUAAUGACUGUGGCAAAGUCUUCAGCCAGAGCACACACCUCAUCCAGCAUCAGAGGAUCCACACAGGAGAGAAACCCUACAAGUGCAGUGAGUGUGGAAAGGCCUUCCAUAACAGUUCCAGACUCAUCCACCACCAGAGGUCACACCAUGGAGAAAAGCCAUACAAAUGCAGUGAUUGCAAGAAAGCCUUUAGCCAGGGUACUUAUCUCAUCCAACACCAAAGGAUACAUACUGGGGAGAAGCCCUACAAAUGCACUGAGUGUGGAAAGGCCUUCCGGCACAGUUCCAAUGUGUUCCAGCAUCAGAGGAUUCACCUCCGGGAAGACUUCUCAACGUGAUGGUGAAGGAGGACCAAUGAGUCCUACAUGCACUUCCUCUACAUGAUCCAUCCCACUUCUAUUUAUUGUCCACAUGGUGGUGUCAUAAGUUGAAAGGGCAUUCCUAUUUAAUUAUAAAAAAAAUCUUAAAUGAAAAGCAAAGCAUGUUCAUUUCAGAGAAAUUAAGAGAGAAAGGUGAGCAAAGAGAAGUUAACUUAAUCUCCCUCACUUAGAAUAAAACUAUUCAUCAUUGCUGAUUUUGUCUGUUUCUUUUCAGACACACUGAAGAGCAUUUUAAAGAAAAUACUGUUAUGCUUAUUGUUGCAGCACCAAAGAUCUUCACAAUUGUUAAUACCUUAAUACCAGAAGAUUCAUACUGUGGAGAAUUCCACAUAUUUACAUAUUUUACAUUUUGUAAUUUUUAAAAAGUUAACAUUGUUCAUACUUUUCAAUGUCACUUAAUAGGAUAAAUGCAUUUUUUAGUUAAAUUACAUAAUAUAAAAUUUACUACUUUGAUUUUUUAGUUACAAUUCUGACAUUAAGUACAGUCACAAUGUUAUAUAAAGAUCACCACUAUUUCCAAACUGUUUUUAUUAUCCCAAACAUGAACUCUGUACCCAUUAAACCAUAACUCUCCAUUCUUCCCUUCUCACAGCUACUAGCAAGCCCUUCCUAUUUCCUUUCUCUACAUACUUGCCUAUUCUGGGCACAUCGUAUAAGUAAAAUCAUACAAUAUCUGUCCUUUAUGUUUUGCUUGUUUCACUUAGCAUAAUAUUUCCAAGAUUUUUCCGUGUUGUACCUGUAUCAGAACAGCAUUCAUUUUUAUGGCUUAAUAGUAAUCACUGUAUGUAAAUGAAACUGUUUUUUUAAGAUUUUUAUUUAUUUAUGCAUAUAAGAGCUGGGGCACAGGCCAGAGAUGUGGGGGGAGGGGGAUGUUAGAGGAGUCCCCAGAGCCAGAGUUGGGAACAGAACAGGCAGGCUGACUGAAAUACACUGCUGAGGGGAGCAACAGGCGAGUCAGGAGAGGUCUGCUGCACCAUGUGGUUGCUCCCUGGCCGGCCAGGGAUCAACUGGUGCUGCAGAGGCUGAGGAUUGCUACAUGGUGCGGUGCUUAACCCCUUGCGCCACCAGGGAGGCCCCAAAACAUUUUGUUUAUCCAGCCAUCUGUUGACUAUUAUGCAUAAUGCUGCUAUAUGUGGAACCAAGCUUAGCUGGGGUUUCGCCAUUUUGUAUAUCCUCCACCUUGGUAUGUUAGUCCUUGUCCAGCCGCAUUCCGGAGAUAGUUUCAGCAGUCACAACCCUCACUCCACUUGGUGACGAAAAAGCAGACCACCCUAGCCGCCAAUGAGGGCAGUCCUGUCCAUAAAUGGGACAGCAUCUCUAACCGUCCAAUCAGUUUGAAACUGUAACCGCGCGCGCCAAAAUGCCUUUGUAGUAGCCAAUGAGUAAUUGCCAGCUUCUUUCAAAAUUCGCGCCACUCGCGACCCUAUAAGAUAUCCCAGCUUCCUCUGUUUGGGGCUCUCGACCUCUGCCGUUGCAUAGGUGAGUGUCGAGGGCCCGGUCUCGAGCCCGUAAUAAACUCCUUUGUGCCCUUGCAUCGGUUGUCUGUGUCCUUGGGGGCUGCACUGGUCGACGUGGGCACAACACUAUAAACACUGGGUAUACAAAUAUCUGCCCCUACUUUCAGUAUUUUGGGUUAUAUGCAUAAGAGUGAGUUUGCUCUAUCAUACUUGAUUUUCUAUUUAACUUCUGGAGGAAUGCUCUAACUUCCACAAUGACUCUAUUACUUCACAAUCCCCCAUAGCAAAGCAUAUCAACUUUUUACACCUUUGCUUAUUAACAUUUUACUGUGUGUGUUUUUUUUUUAAAUCGUAGCCAUUCAAAUGCAUAUGAAGUGGUAUCACAUUGUAGUUUGGGUUUGCAUUUUUCUCAAAUGACUAAUGUUGAACAUCUUUUUAGGUGCUUAUUGAUCAUUUGCAUAUCUUCUUUGGAGAAAUGUCUGUUUCCUUCUAGAGUUAGAAUAGGUGACCUUGAGGUGUUGUUUGUUGUCCUUGGCCUGUUUUUAAAUUAGGUUUUUUGUUGUUUGUGAGAGUUCUUUAUAUAUUUUGCAUAGUAAUGACUUAUCAGAUACAUAUGUUGCAAAUACUAACUCAUUUUGAGUUGUCAUUCCACCCUAUGGUGUCCUUUCAUGCACAAAAUUUUUAAAAUUCUAUGAAGUUCAAUUUAUUUUUUCCUUUAUUACCUACACUUUGGCUGUCAUAGCCAAGAAAUUACUAAAUCAAAGUCAUAAAAACUGGCCCCUGUAUUUUUCUCUAAGGGUUUAUUGUUUUAGGUCUAUGGUUUGGUCUUUCAUCUAUUUUGAGCUAUUUUUAAUAUAUAGUAUAAGGUAAGAACCAAGUUCAUUCUUUUGCAUGUGUAUUUCCACUUUUCUCAGCAACACUGUUGAAAAGACUUUCCUUUACCCUCAAAUGGUAUCUUUUCUAUAACAAAAUACCAAGGAUGGGUGGCUUAAAAAACAGAAAUUUAUUUUUCACAGUUCUGGUGGUUGAGAAGUUCAAGAUCUAGGUGUUGGUUAAUUCAGUUCCUGUUAAGGGGUCUCUCCCUGAUUUGCAUGCAAUCACUUAUUCACUCUGUCCCCACAUGGGGAGGGGAGGGAUUUGGGAAAGAGAAAGAGAGAGAGAACUCCCUCUUUUUUUAAAAUGCACAGAAUCUCUAAGGUAUGCAAGUAUUCUAACAAUGUUUACAUAUUCUAUUUAUUCUUAUAAUGACUUUUUUUUAAGAUUUAGUUAUUUAUGCAUACAAGAACUGGCAUGCCAGAAAUGCAGGGGUGUGAGGAUUCAACAGAGACAGAGUGGGGAGCAGAACAGGUGGAUUGACUGAAACACACUGCUGAGGGGAGCAGUGGGCAAAACAGAGGAGGUCUGCAGCGCCAUGUGGGUUAGCUCCCUGGCCAGCGAUCAAACUCAUGCUACAGUAGCUUGGGAUAGCUUCAUAUUGCUGAGACUUAACCCCUUGUGCCACCAGAGAGGCCCCUCUAAUAAUGACAUUUAAAUGCUAAAUCUACUUCUUAGUUUAUAUUAUUUCCUCAUACACCAACUAAUCAAAUUUCCACAACCAUUUCUUAGCACUGUUUUA
Molecule: messenger RNA, 4849 nt
Organism: Talpa occidentalis (Iberian mole)
Lineage: Eukaryota; Metazoa; Chordata; Mammalia; Eulipotyphla; Talpidae
Product: zinc finger protein 34-like
Exons: 5
Coding region: 95-1735 (546 amino acids)
Biological process (GO): regulation of transcription by RNA polymerase II
Molecular function (GO): DNA-binding transcription factor activity; RNA polymerase II cis-regulatory region sequence-specific DNA binding
Source: RefSeq, a predicted model, not a curated record